Dendrobium catenatum is the source of this 2382-nucleotide messenger RNA. RefSeq names its product plastidic ATP/ADP-transporter. The transcript is spliced from 5 exons. Gene Ontology annotation, biological process: nucleotide transport. Gene Ontology annotation, molecular function: ATP:ADP antiporter activity. The record is from RefSeq and is a predicted model, not a curated record. Gene Ontology annotation, cellular component: membrane. Lineage: Eukaryota; Viridiplantae; Streptophyta; Magnoliopsida; Asparagales; Orchidaceae. Bases 101 to 2080 code for a protein of 659 amino acids.
UCGCUCUCCCGUUUACCUUCUUGCCCGGCAAAUCCGCUUUUUCUUUCCCUUAUUGGGAGUUGCAGCUUCCCAAUCCAAAACCUUUGGGGAGAGAGAAGCCAUGGAAGGGGUUAUCCAGAGCAGAGGCCUUCUCUCUCUCCCCUCCAAUCCCCAAGCUCGCGCCUUUCACCCCCUCCGCUCUCUUGGCGCUCGCCUAUACCGCCGAAGCUCCCGCCCUACCUCCGCUCUCCCGCCGUCGAUAUCGGUUAGAGCCCAAAACCCCGUCGAAAUACGUCAUGGGUUUGGUUCCAAAACGCUGAACUCGUGGAAUCUAUCGGAAAGCUUGCUCUUUUCCGACUCUGUACGGAGAGCUCGAGAUGGGGUUCGGAUGAGUGACGUUACGCCCGGAGCUGCAGUUCCGGCGGACGGAGCUGGGUUUACGAGUCCUUCUUUGGAGAAGACCAAACCCAAGUUUCUGGGAGUCGAGACCACGACUUUAAAGAAGAUUGUCCCACUCGGUCUCAUGUUCUUUUGCAUCCUUUUCAACUAUACUAUUCUGAGGGAUACAAAGGAUGUGUUGGUGGUGACGGCGAAGGGGAGCAGUGCGGAGAUUAUCCCCUUUCUCAAGACAUGGGUUAAUCUGCCUAUGGCGGUUGGAUUCAUGUUAUUGUACACCAAGCUUUCUAAUGUUUUGUCAAAGGAGGCUCUUUUCUACACGGUUCUGCUUCCUUUCAUCGCUUUCUUUGGAGCAUUUGGUUUCAUCUUUUAUCCCUUGAAUAAUGUUAUCCAUCCCACGGCUCUUGCUGAUAAGCUUCUGGCUGCCCUCGGGCCGAGCUUCCUUGGUCCGGUGGCUAUUCUGAGGAUUUGGAGUUUUUGCUUGUUCUAUGUGAUGGCUGAGCUUUGGGGGAGCGUGGUCAUCUCGGUUCUGUUCUGGGGAUUUGCGAAUCAGAUUACUACUGUUGAGGAAGCCAAAGAAUUCUAUCCUUUAUUUGGCCUUGGAGCUAAUAUAGCUCUUAUUUUCUCUGGUCGGACUGUGAAGUACUUCUCCAACCUGAGGAAAACAUUGGGCCCUGGUGUUGAUGGUUGGGCAAUAUCUCUUAAAGGAAUGAUGAGCAUUGUAGUUCUUCUUGGUUUUGUGAUCUGUGGAAUCUACUGGGGCGUGAAUAGGUUUAUUGUCAAUGAUCCUUCUGUUCCUAGAACCGAGCGCAAAAAGAAGGAAAAGCCCAAGCUAGGUAUGGGAGAGAGCUUGAAAGUUCUGAUCUCUUCUAGAUAUGUGAGGGAUCUGGCCACUUUGGUUGUAGCAUAUGGUAUUAGCAUCAAUCUUGUUGAAGUAACAUGGAAAUCAAAGCUUAAGGCACAGUUCCCCAGCCCUAAUGAGUACUCAUCAUUCAUGGGUGAUUUCUCCACCGCUACCGGCAUUGCAACUUUUACAAUGAUGCUGCUGGGAAGAGUGAUACUUAGAAAAUUUGGAUGGGGUGUUGCAGCCAUGAUUACACCUACAGUUUUGCUGCUCACUGGAGUUGGUUUCUUCUCUCUAAUUUUGUUUGGCGAGCCACUUGUCCCUUUAUUGGCACAAGUUGGCAUGACUCCUCUUCUUGCAGCUGUUUAUGUUGGUGCACUACAGAAUAUUUUCAGUAAAAGUGCAAAAUACAGCUUGUUUGAUCCUUGCAAGGAAAUGGCUUAUAUACCUUUGGAUGAAGAGAUGAAGGUUAAAGGGAAAGCAGCCAUUGAUGUUGUUUGCAAUCCCUUGGGAAAGUCAGGUGGUGCUUUGAUUCAACAGUUCAUGAUAUUAACAUUUGGCUCUCUAGCAAACUCUACUCCCUAUCUUGGAGGAAUACUAUUGGUAAUUGUUCUUGCUUGGUUGGGGGCUGCCAGAUCUCUGGAUUCCCAAUUCUCUCCAUUAGCCAAACAAGAGGUAGAGAAAGAGAGGGUGAAGGAAAAGGCCAAGGAACCUGUGAUUGAAGUUUCUGCAAAAGAAGUUAGUAGCUUGGUGGAGAAGGAAGAUAAUGGUUCUCUUGCUGAACCUAAAUCAUCAAAUGGUUCAGCUUUGCAACAGAAAACAGCUUCAGAGCCUGAAACCCCCAGCCAACUUCCGCAGUAAGGAUUCCUUCAGAAAUUUUCGGGUCUCAAUACCCUGAAAGGUUGGUUUAGAUAUUCAAAUGAUUCUGGGAAAGAUAUGAUGAUUAGGUGAUGCAUAAACUUACAAUCAUCAUGUAGUGAUAGUAGUGGGAGGUAUAGUAGUGAUUUCUUUGUCUGUUUUUGAAAUGAAAUAAACUGACUUAGCACUUAUAGUAGUGAUUUCUUUCUGUUUUUGAAAUGAAAUAAACUGUCUUAGCAAUUACUUCAUUCAUGCAUGUACUUUUAUCGAUCAGUCUUUGAGAAUCACUGUUGUUACAUUUGUAA